AUGGUGGAGAACGAACAAUAUUUUGACAUAAUAAUAAUUCUGUCUGGCGACAAGGCGAAGCUGCUGGUGGCGUCGGGCGGCGCGCUGCGGCUGCUCGACCCGCACAAGCACGAGCACGAGCGCGAGCGCGAGCACGAGCUGGAGGGGCCGCGCGUCGCCUCCAGCCCGGAGAUAGUGUGCCUGACGGCGGCGCCGGUCGCGGGCUGGUGGUGGGCGUGGUGGGGCGACGCGUGGGGGCGCGUGCGGCGCCUGCGCCUGGGCGUGCUGCCCGGCGUGCCCGGCGCGCCGCCCGACGCGAGCACCGCGCAGACGUUGCUUCAGGCGCGCGCGGGCGAGGCGGUGCGCGGCGUGGCCGUGGACCCCGCCGGCCGCCGCCUGUACUGGACAAGCGUUGCGCGCGCGGCGCACGGCGGCGUGGUAGGCGCGCUGCACGUCGCCAUGUUGGACGGACGACGCCGCGUCACGCUGUGGACGCAGGCCGGUGCCGAGCCCGACGAUGUCGUCGUCUCAGUCGACACCGGGGAGGUGUUCUGGUCGGAGCGCGGCGCGUUCGGUGGCGUGCUGUCGGCGCGGCUGGACGGCAGCGGCGUGCGCUGGGCGCUGCGCCGGCGCACGCGGCGGAGCACGGCGCUGGCGCUGUGGGCGCCCGCGCGCCGCCUGUACGUGCUGGACGCGUACUACGGCACGCUGCACAGCGUGGCCACGGACGGCACGCAGCGCGCCACGCACGCGCUGUUCCGCCCCGACGCCGACGCGCCGCUGCCGCCGCACCUCGACAAGGACGAAGAGGGCGACGCGUGGCAGCGCGUGGCGUCGCGCGCGUGCGUGCGCAUGGCGGCGUGGGAGGAGUGGGUGUGGUGCGCCAGCGCGCGCGGCGUGGUUGCCGUGGCGCGGCGGCCGCACGCGCCGGCCGCGCCGCCGCCGCACCGCGCGCCCGCCUCCGCGCUCGCCGUGCUGCACCCCGUGCUCUACCACGACCUGCCCGACGACCCGUGCGCGGCGCCGGGCGCGGCGUGCCCGCGCGGCGCGCUGUGCCUGCGCGGCGCCGGCGCGCGCUCCUGCCUGUGCCCCGACGGGCUGCCCGCGCCCGCACACGAGAACGGCGAGUGCGAGAUAUCGCCGGGCGAGGCGGGCGAGACGGAGGCGGGCGAGGCGGGAGAGGCGAGCGAGGCGGGCGCGGCUGGCGGGACGCGCGCGGCGCCGUGCGAGCUGCGGUGCGGGGCGGGCGUGUGCGCGCUGCGCGACGGCGCGGCCGCGUGCGCGUGCCCCGGCGAGUUCGCGGGCGCGCGCUGCCAGCACUACCGCUGCACCGCGCACUGCCACCGCCGCGGCCGCUGCUACGCCUUCGGGUACAACGCCACGCACUUCGGUGACGACGCGCUGCCGCCGCUCAAGUGCGUGUGCUACGCGGGCUACGAGGGCUCGCGCUGCCAGGAGACGCUGCGCGCGGCGGGCGAGGCGCGCGCCGCGUGCGCGCGCUGCGCGAACGGCGCCUCGUGUCUCGAGCACGACAAUCCCUCGGACUCAUCUUGCCUGUGCGCGCACGGAUUCUCGGGCGAGAACUGCACGGAGUGCGCGGCGGGCGAGGCGGGCGCGCCGUGCCGCGCUGCCGCCGCGUGCCGCGACCACUGCUUGAACAACGGCACGUGCUCGGCGGCGACCGGCGCGGCGCGCUGCGCGUGCGCGGCGCGCUGGCGCGGGGAGCGCUGCGAGCUGCCGGCCGAGCCAGCGCCCGAUGCCGCCGACGCGCAGCUGCCGCCCGAGUGGGGCUCGUGCUCGGAGGCGUGCGCGCACGGCGGGCGCUGCGUGCGCGCGGGCGCGGGAGGCGCGUGCGCGUGCGCGGGCGGCUGGGGCGGGCCGCGCUGCACGCACUACGUGGGGCACGACGACGCGUGCCGCGCGCUGGCGUGCGCGCCGCCCGCCGCCUGCGUGUGGCGCGCCGCCGCCGACCCGGCCGCCGCGGGCACGCCGUACUGCGCGUGCGGCGCGGGCGCGCAGUGCGCCGCGCCGGUGGGCGCGCCGGGCGCGGGCGGCGCGGCGUGGGGCGCCGGCCUGCUCGCCGUGCUGGCGCUGCUGGCCGCGCUGCUGGCCGCGCUGUACGUCGUGCACAGGAGGAGACACGGCGCGUUCGUGCACGCGCGGCUGGCGGAGGGCGCGGGCGAGGGGCUGGAGAUCAGCAACCCCAUGUACCUGGCGGGCGACGACGACCACGAGCCGCACCAGGACGCGCCGCGCGCGAACGGCAACCACUUCGCGAACCCCAUCUACGAGAGCAUGUACGCGCCGGAGCAGCCGCCCGAGGAGCAGGCGGCGCUGCUGCACGCCGCGCCGUGAGCGUCGCGGCGUGGACGCGCCCCGAAGACGACACCCUCACACUCCCGAACACAGCCUAAGAUCUUUGGAGCGCACUUUGACUUCAAAUCUGUUUAGUGAGACAGUAAAAUGUGACUGCAACUCGAGUCUGAGUAAAGUCAAAGUAUGUUCCAUAGAUCUCAGCCUGAAGCGCUACUCCAAAGUUAGGAUACCUUCCAUUUAAGUUGAUAUUUUUUGACACUUUGUUCAUGCAACAAACAAAAACUACUUACUACUUAAUGGCACCCUAAUGCUAAGUAGCGUUUCAGUAUUUGGCCGUUACUUGACUUAAAUAUUAUGCUCAAAAUGUAUGUGCCAUAAGGUAUUAUUUCUGUAAUUUCGACUACAAUAAAUUAAACUCACUUAGACAUUGUUAUAUUCCCCUUUGCCAAAUUGAACGAAUUGCUCCAUAAUUAACUUGGGCUCAUUCAAUAAUCUCUACUUUCAGAUACAGAUUCCGUCAUCUAUUUUGAAUUUUUCUUCCUUUAAUAUGAUAAUAUGGAGUAUAUAUGAUAAUAUACUCCAGUGCCAAAAGUUAUAAUAAUCUAUACCGUUUAUUCAUUUCAUAACUUACUAGACGCAAUAAUUAUUUUCUAAAAUGUUAAGUAUCGACAUAAGUUUUGUGCCAAACUUACGCAAACAUAUCUCACGACUCGCACACAUCAUUUCGCACAAAAUAUUUGUAUGCUGCGUAGAUAGAGUACUAGCCUAGAACACAAGACGUUGACUCGUGUGACGGGUCACCUGCUCAUACAAUAUUCCCUCACACUUAAUACCGAUGUGUAAGUAACAUUGCCGUCACUUUUAAUGUUAUACGACGACGCUUAUAACCAAAUAUACUCGCCUUUUCAUUUUUAUUAUUAAAAUUAAUAAAACAUACAUGAAGACCUCAGAUUGGUUUCAAAAUCCUAUUUUUACAAUUGCGAGAAAGUAGCUCGUGUAACAUUAAAAGUAACGUUUAUUAAAAUAAGUUAUCUUGUGAAAGUACAGUAAUUGCGAGCGAAACGUAGCCUCAUAUCAAUUGUAAUUAAUAAAUUCAAGACAGGAAACGUUUUUAUCAUUAAGUAAUUAAUAUUCCUCUUCUGUUCAAUCUUGUUUAAGUAUAAUAUUUAGAGACCAAAAAUCUUACUGUAAUAAUUAACAUGUGAUCUGUAGGUACCUAGGCAGUGAGUAGAAUCUAGAUGUAAGUUUCAUUAGCACCAACAAUGUUGUGUCAGUUCCCCCUACAGUGGAUGUCAAUAUACCUAUGGCUAUAUUUUCUUGAGAGAGUAGUUAAUGAUAAACUUAACGCACACGAUCUGUUCAUUUGGAUAUUCCUCAAACAUUUUAUUUUGCCUCACAUCAGUGUCUUCCGGGCAACUAAGAUGUAUUUACUUCCCUUUAGUUUUAGAUUACCUUUAUAUCAUAAUGAAUGUGAUGAACUAUAGAUUGUAGGAAGCAGCUCUACAUUUUGUAAUCUCAACUACGACUUAGUACAAUUUUUCCAUUGUAAUACCUACCUACCUAACGUUAUAGGUUCUGUGUAGGAAAUUUUUUACCUAGAUUACCUGUGGUAGCUUUUCUAAAAAUUCUUGUAAACAAAAUUUUAUCUUUAUGUCCUAAUCCUUUACAAUAAAUGUUGACGUUUUCUGAAGAAAAUGUGAUCCAAAAUGUGAAUAAUUUCAUUUCAAUCAAAUGACAUUUGGCUCGAUCUCUGCAAUUUAUUUUAAUACUUAUUAUCAUGGAUAAGAGUUAGUUAUGGGCGUUCUCUUACGGCCAGUUUAGGAAAUUAUACUUAUACGUUCGAAUUCAAUUAGUAUCUAGUUAUUUGAAGCUUUAAAGAAACGCGCCUGUUUAAAGUGGAAAGUUGUGGCUAACUGAAUGUGGUAGUAAGGCAGCUUGUUUUGAAUUUGUCUAAUUGAAUUGGAACGGAAUGUAGCUAUUGUGUAAAAUUGGCAGCUAAAGGAGGUUGUAUUCGAGUUGAUAUUAUUUUCCGAUAAGUGUGGCUUGAUAUUAUACUUGGUCGCUUGCCAAAAUCCGCUGUGAUUUUGUUCAGUUCUAAAAGGCGCGUGUGCAAACAAAACCCCGUUCGCUAAUAUGUGCUAGCUUAGAAAAAGUUUUCAGCUAUCUAUAUGAUUUUCUCGUGAAAACUUGUGAUAUUCCACACGGCGGAGUUUGCACGAUGAUUCGGAGAAAUCCUAUCAAUAGUGAAUUUCAUCGUGUCUUGUUCCAAAUGAGAGCUUAUCAUAAAUAGAAAUAAGGUAAUUUUGCAUGUCUCAUAUGAACUCCAUCUACUCGAUACGAGUUCGAGCAUCAUUUUAUGUUAAUUAGAUUUAAGUGAAAAUGAAUGUAUGUAGGUACGACGACCGUUGUAUCGGGGUACAGCUAGAAUUAAAUAAAACAAAUUCAAUCUUGAAAA
Maniola jurtina (meadow brown) is the source of this 4750-nucleotide messenger RNA. Its product is annotated as platelet endothelial aggregation receptor 1-like. The transcript is spliced from 14 exons. The record is from RefSeq and is a predicted model, not a curated record. NCBI's taxonomy places the organism in Eukaryota, Metazoa, Arthropoda, Insecta, Lepidoptera, Nymphalidae. Bases 1 to 2334 code for a protein of 777 amino acids.